Naegleria gruberi is the source of this 765-nucleotide messenger RNA. RefSeq lists its product as uncharacterized. Bases 1 to 765 code for a protein of 254 amino acids. The record is from RefSeq and is a predicted model, not a curated record. NCBI's taxonomy places the organism in Eukaryota, Heterolobosea, Eutetramitea, Acrasida, Naegleriidae. The transcript has a single exon.
AUGCCAGCCAAACAAAAAAGCAAAAAGUCAUCAAAGCAUCAAGAACUCUCCGAUAGUGAUGUACAAGACUCUGACUAUGAAGAGCAAAGAACAACAAGAUCAAGCAAAAGACUCUCCAACAAGACAUUAGCAAAUAUUGCCAAACAAACCAAAUUGGUGAAAGCACUUGCAGAAAAAAAACCAAAGAAACAAAGAAAAUUCCUUUCUCUGAGUGAAGAAGCCAAAAUCAGUGCUGUUAAUGCCAAAUUAUUGACCUUUAUUGUUGGAAAAAAGAAUCCAAUUUCAAGAAGUGAAAUGACAGCACGUGCUAAACAGUAUCUCACCAGUGAUGAGGAAUUCAAUGGAUUGAAAAUCACCAUUGCAGCUCUCAAUAGCAUUUCAUUGGUUAUGAAUCAUAGAUUUGGAGCUCUUUUCAACAUUGCCAGUAUUUUGGCAUCUUACAAGGAAUCUCAAACAGUGACAGCUUUGGAAUUGGAAUUUGCAAAGAAAAUUCUUGAUGGAAAAUUGUCUUCCAUCAAUGCAAAUGCAAAUGAUUUUGUCAAGAUGUUCUGUGAUUAUAGAAAUAAGGACACCCCAAUUAAGAAUCCUGACCCUCAAUUUGCUGACAAGCUCUUCUCAGCAAUUCAAAAAGAAGUUCAACUAGUCCAAUCAACCACUAAAGACAUUCCAUCUCAAGCAGAUAUCACAACGAUAUUUUCUGAUAAAGCUGCUAUUAAAAGAAUAGAUCAUGAAUUGAAAAUGUACAAGAAAACAAUUUUAGAAUAA